Molecule: messenger RNA, 2693 nt
Organism: Arachis stenosperma
Lineage: Eukaryota; Viridiplantae; Streptophyta; Magnoliopsida; Fabales; Fabaceae
Product: probable methyltransferase PMT11
Exons: 9
Coding region: 303-2315 (670 amino acids)
Cellular component (GO): endosome; cytoplasm; trans-Golgi network
Molecular function (GO): methyltransferase activity
Source: RefSeq, a predicted model, not a curated record
GCAGGCACUGUUAUCAGCAUGACUUUUAUUUGACUUUGUGGGUGUUAAGAACUUAAGAUAGUAAGAGGAGUAAAUCUGCAUUUACACCACUGUGUCGGUGUCAACAUUGAUUGAAUCAACAAAGAAAACCAUCAAAGUCAGCAACUUUACUUUCACUGCACCAUUUCAUCGUCCAAACUGCAAUUCAGUCACACCUCCUGACCUCCACCUUCAUCUUUAUUCAUACAACACCCCACAUGCAGAGACUAAGAAAGAAACAAUUUAGACUUGCACCUUCCAUUCUUUGACCCCCUAAUCCAAUCAUGAAACCUUCCAUCAAUGCCGAUUCUUUCAAAACCCCCUUCAUAAUCAAGACCGUCGCAUUCUUCGCUCUCGCAAUUACCUUCUUUUACUUUGGCAAGCAAUGGUCCAAUCCCAAUGGCUACAGUCACAUCAUCUUCUUCUCCACCACCACCACUGCCACCACACCGCAAGUCGCCAUAUCCCCCAAUUUCAACGUCUCCUUCAAUGCCUCAACCCUAAUUGAUCAAAAUCCCCCAAAAAAAUUAGAACCGUCGAUUCCGCUACCCCCGCCGCCGGCAUUUCCGCCGCCGCCGCCUGCUGAUCCGUUUAGGAAAUUCGGGAUCGUAAACGCAGAUGGCACGAUGUCGGAGGAAUUCGAGGUUGGGGAGCUCGACCCUUCAAUGGCGGAGGAUUGGGAGAACGAUACAAGAGUUGAAGGUUCUGCUUCUGCGUCUGCUAAGAGAUUGGGGAUUAAAAAUUUUGGGAUGUGCCCUCGAAGCAUGAGCGAAUAUAUACCUUGUUUGGAUAAUGUGGAUGCGCUCAAGAAGCUAGUUUCUACAGAGAAAGGAGAGAAGUUUGAGAGACACUGUCCCGAAGAAGGGAAAGGGUUAAAUUGUUUGGUUCCGCCGCCGAAAGGGUACCGUGCCCCUAUCCCAUGGCCUAGAAGCAGGGAUGAGGUGUGGUACAAUAACGUUCCUCACACUCGAUUAGUCGAAGAUAAGGGAGGUCAAAACUGGAUUUACAGAGAAAAAGAUAAGUUUAAAUUUCCUGGGGGUGGUACUCAGUUUAUACAUGGAGCAGAUCAAUACUUGGAUCAUAUUUCUCAGAUGAUUCCUGAAAUUACAUUUGGUCAGCAUAUAAGAGUUGCUCUUGAUGUUGGCUGUGGAGUGGCUAGUUUUGGUGCGUACUUGAUGUCCCGAAAUGUUCUGACCAUGUCGAUUGCUCCCAAAGAUGUCCAUGAGAAUCAGAUCCAGUUUGCUCUUGAGCGUGGUGUACCUGCAAUGGCAGCUGCAUUUGCAACGAGACGUUUGUUAUAUCCAAGUCAAGCUUUUGACUUGAUACAUUGUUCACGCUGUAGAAUUAAUUGGACUCGAGAUGAUGGUAUCUUGCUGCUUGAAGUUAAUAGGAUGCUAAGGGCAGGAGGGUACUUUGUCUGGGCUGCCCAACCAGUUUAUAAACAUGAGGAAGCUUUAGAAGGACAAUGGGAAGAGAUGCUUAAUCUUACUUCUCGUCUAUGCUGGAAGUUUUUGAAGAAAGAUGGCUAUGUUGCAAUAUGGCAGAAACCUUUCGACAAUAGCUGCUAUAUGAGCCGAGAAGGAGUUAGCCCUCCACUAUGUGACCUAACUGACAAUCCAGACAAUAUUUGGUAUGUUGAUCUUAAAGCAUGCAUAUCUCGAUUGCCCGAGAAUGGAUAUGGAGCAAAUAUUACUAAUUGGCCCGCACGUUUGCACACCUCGCCUGAUAGGCUUCAGAGCAUAAACAUCGAUGCUUUCAUAUCCAGGAAAGAGCUGUUUAGGGCAGAAUCAAAAUACUGGAACGAGAUAAUAUCAGGCUAUGUAAGGGCUUUACAUUGGAAGAAGAUGAAAUUAAGAAAUAUUAUGGACAUGAGAGCUGGUUUUGGAGGAUUUGCAGCUGCAUUGAUUGAUCAGACUGUUGAUUGCUGGGUUAUGAACGUUGUUCCUGUUUCCAGCCCGAACACCUUACCUGUUAUAUAUGACCGUGGGCUGAUUGGAGUUAUGCACGAUUGGUGCGAACCGUUUGACACCUACCCACGAACUUAUGAUUUACUGCAUGCUGCAAGCUUGCUUUCUGUUGAGAAGAAAAGAUGCAAUGUCUCAACUAUUAUGCUGGAGAUGGACCGGAUACUAAGACCUGGUGGACGGGUAUACAUCCGUGAUUCUCUUUCCAUCAUGGAUGAGCUUGUAGAGAUCGGCAAUGCUAUCGGUUGGCAUGUGUCGGUACGCGACACAGCCGAGGGUCCUCACGCAAGUUAUAGAAUCUUGGUAGGUGAUAAGCGCCUGCCACGCAGUUGAUUCAGUGAGAGAUCAUUAUAUAAUAUCAAAACCCAUGAUUUUGGUAUUGAUCCCUGCAAUGGUGAAGCCAACAGAACAGGGUCACAAUUUUAUUGAUAAAUACAUGACACGCAUGGAAGUGUAAGUAUCAAAUUCUCAAUAGAGGGAUGCUGAGGUAGUGAAUGCUGAGAGCAUUCAUUUGUUUAUUGAUUCAUUACAAAAGAUCACAAAAGAGCUGGUCAAGGUGUAUUACCAUUUUAGGUUUGUAAAUUCAAUUUAUUUGUAUAUUAGUACAAAGUUUUUAGGCCCAGCAUGUGUUGUAUUUGUUCAUUAAGGUUUAGACCAUCAAAAAUUACUUACAACUAUGUAUUUGCACUUCAUAAUACUUUUUGUCUUGUU